Messenger RNA from Podarcis lilfordi (Lilford's wall lizard), 11996 nucleotides. NCBI's taxonomy places the organism in Eukaryota, Metazoa, Chordata, Lepidosauria, Squamata, Lacertidae. The record is from the annotation of a GenBank genome assembly.
AUGCGUCAGAUCGUGGCCCACGUGAGCACAUGGCCAACGGAAAGGCCACGGCCGCCUUUUAAACCUUCAAGGAAAACCCCCGCCUUCAAGACGCCCGAGACUGUCUCCUCCGCGGAUACGUUCGAAGCGGUGCAUGCUGGGCCUUGUAGUUUGGCGAAGGCAGCGCCCGGGUGCUUUCCGCUCCUACUGCUUCGUCAGGCUUCGCAAGGCGAACAAUUAAAAGAAACAACAGCAAGAGCUCAAGAAUUUGAAAAUUCCCGCGGCGGCUGUGAUUUGUUCUCGCGAGAGGUCAGCCUUCCUCCUCCCACACCCCCCCGCUCUCCUCCUGCUUGCCGGUGAGUGAUUGCGGGUGGGGGGGGAGGAAGAGGACGACGACGACGACGAGGCGGCUGCUGCUGCGCAGACAGAUACCGAGCGAGAGCGCGCGCGGCGGCCGGCGACUGAGCAGGCCCAGCGCAGAGAGCCCGCCCGAGGAGGGGCGCACGUUCGCCGGCCUUCCCCAACCGCUGCGGCGGGUGCGAGAGAGGGAGAGAGAUGUCGCCUUUCUGACGGGAGGCCGAGCGGCGGAGGCGGCGGCACCCGCCUGAGCAGCAGGUACCGCCCGCGAAGAGGGAGGCCGGCGGGCGGGCGGGCGGCGGACCAGGCUGGUAGGCCCCGUUUUGGGCCGGGCGGCCUGAGGCGGGCCACCCCCGGGCUGCUUAUGUAAGCGUCUGCGGGUGGUGCACAUGGCUCUGCCGGGCGCUUCAGGCGCCUGCCUUCCCCGGGGAAGCCUCCCUCGCACACGCCCAGCCUCGGAGGCUGACGGGGGCGAGGCCUCUCCUUCGCCCUUUGCCCUCCCGAGCGCGGGGACGCCGAGACGGCCCGUCGGGCUGGGGAAGGCAAGCAAGGCGGCAACUGCAGGCGGGGGGCGGGGGCGGCGGCGUGCUGCUAUCGGGCGCCUUAAGCGAGCGUGGCUGGACGGGGGCGGCGGCCUGAAGGGGCUCUUCCGCCCGACCGCUGCCCGCUGAGGCGAGGGGCUCCCCGGUUCGUGUUCCGCUCGCGGUCCUGUCGCUUUGAACCUGCGCUCUUAAAACUACAACACGGCGAACAUGUGACAGUUCGUGACAAACAACUGAAACGGUGGAGGAACAGCCAUUUUUCCCCCCUCGAGGGCCAUUGCGUCGAGUUAUAAUUUGCUUUCCGAUUCCUGGUUCUGCAGGCUGGGUGGUUUUAAUUUGAGGUGAGGGCACGUGGGCAGCCCGAUUCUGGGUGCAAAGCGAGACUUGAUUGCAAGGAAGCGUGCGUGCCAUUGCAGGCCCUAAUUACUUGGGAGUAAGUACUAUUGAAAUAACCCGGGCUUGGUUCUAACUCGGCAUCAUAGAAUCAUGAUGUUAUUGGGUUGGAAUGGUGUGGUAGAAUCCUGAGUCAGGGUGGAUGUCGCCUCUUAAGGCUGUAGGUUGGAGAUGGCAUUUAUGAAUGGGGACUAGAGAAAACCAUCGUAUGUUCUUUUGUUUCUUGAGUCUUAGUGUGCAAAAGUUGAUCAUUUUAGAGUUGAAUGAUAGAAUGAGAUCUAGAUUUGAGAAGUGGCAGAUGCUGAUGGAUCCCAUAGACAACCAAAUUGUAUCAAUGGAUGGGUAUAGGUGACUGGUAUCUUGCUUUGAAUUCAGUGUUUGAUAAGAACCAUACAGUACCAGAAUACAUUACGCAGAGAACUUCAGCCAUCUUCAUAAACAGUCUUCUCUUGUGAAUGUUUGACUACAAUGUAGAUGUUGUUCAAUAUUGCCAUGAAAUCCAUGUAACUUUUUAGUGCCUGUCUCUUGGUGUGUUUUAAAAACAUGCAUGCUGUAUUUGGCAGGACUAUAGAGAGGUUGGUGUAAAAUAAUACCCCAAAUAAUAAGCGUACUGGGUCCUUAUUUUAUUGUUUACUAUCCUUGAGUUUACUGUAAAAUCGGCUUUCAUUAUUUCAGUUCAGACUUAACUCUGGUCAGGUGUAACUGUUGGGUCCUUGGUUGGGCUUAUUGUGCAUACUUCUAGAUAUGUUUGCUGAUAUAGUGGGAACAAUACUAAUUCUUGGUCCUAACAAAAUAAACUGAUACAACCUGUGUGUGACCUGGUAGAUUCAGUGCCCACUUGGUUUUUUUCUACACUGGGCAAAUACCUCUUUAUUUUAUUUUAUUUUACUAGGCUUCUUUUUAAAAUUGUACUAUUCUGCUCAUAUCUGCUGUACCUUUAUUGCAUGUAUACAACUAAAAUAUAACUUGUUAGGUGCCCUGGAAACAUUUUUAUUUUUUAGAGUAGCCUAUUAAUCAAGGCUGGCGAACCUGUGGCCUGCCAAAUGUUGCUGAACUACAACUCCCAACAUCCUGGACCAUUAGAUCAUUGACUAGAACUGAUGGAAGUUGGAGGAUAAAAAUGUCUGGAGGGCCACAAGUUCCUCACUUACAAUUUUAAUGUAAAAUAAGUAUUUCACUUCAACAAAGAUAUGUCCAUAACUUCAAAUGUUUCAUCUGCAUCAAUCUGAAACAGCUUACUGUGUGUUUCAGUCAAAUGUUUCCUUUAAGUUAGAAGGUGUGCAACAUGUAGAAUCCCGUUGUCUUGCAAUACUUGUCCUGCUCAUUAGCUGGAUGAAAUUGUGAAUCAGUUCAAUAUGAACACUAUGACCACCCUACAUGAACUUCCUGUAUAAAUGUGUUCCUCAUCCCGCUUGUUUUUCUUCUGUACCAGCACUUGGAUCUCUGCUUAUGACUCAUUUAGGGAAGUGCAAUAACCCAGUGGAAAAGAACCUAAGGUAUCUUUAAUGACUAGGUCUCCUGUUCUUUUAAAGUUGCAAAUAAAAAUGAUUUGUAUUGUCAGGCAUUCCUGAGUUGAGCUUUCUUAUCUCCUAGAAGAUGUUGUAGUAAACAUAUUUGAAAGCAUGGCAGCUGAAGAGUUUGAGUCUGUAAACCAGAAAAUGUCUUACCAGUUUGAAGUUUUUACUAUUGGAAAUCAUCAUUGUUCAGUUGUGGUAGUUAGUGUUCAUUAUAGGUUGCGGGAGAAAGCGAGGGAGAUUAUUAUUAUUAUUACUAUAAUUAAAUUUGUAUACCACCCUAUACUUGUGGGUGUUAGGAUCGUUCACAAGAUAAAAACACAAAAUACAUAAUCAAAAUAAAAACAAAACCAACCCAAUAACCCUUCCCCUCCCCCAAGGGCAUUGAAUGUUAAUCAGGCAAAGGCCUGAUUAAGGAGGAGCAUUUUUUCCUUGUGCCAAAAGGUGUAUAAUGAAGGCACCUGGUGAACCUUCCUGGAUUGGAGUUGAAGGAUGAAACUGGGGGUGUGAUUUUGGAACCUGUAAGGUAGUCAUCUAUUUCUACCCUUAGCUGGCAUUGAAAUAUAUUCUAUUUUAUUUAUCAUUUAUUAAAUACGCAUGGCUCCGUAUCAGUAAAUAUUCCCUGGGUAGUUUACAAUUAUGACAAUAUUUUUAAAAAUACUAAUUUUGAUCAACAAAAAGCAAUAAGAUAGCAAAUACUUUCCUUUAUAGGAGACAGCGUAAGUGGUAUGCCACUCAAAUUAAAACCAUGAUAAGCCACAGCAGCUUGAAGUCAAUUUUAAAAUGCAAUUAAGAAGCUUGGUUGAAAAAAAAGGUGUUGACCUUGCAUUGAAAAGACCAUAGAUAAUGUCCCAGCCAAGCUACUUUGGAGAGACUAUUCUGUAAAAGGGUACCACUGCCCUCUGCCUGGUAACCACUUACCUCACUUCACUUGGUGGGUGCACCUGCAGCAGAGCCUGAAGGGGAUUUAGGCAUAUGCAGGAAGAGGCAAUAUCUCAAGUGACCUUGCCUGAAGCUGUUUAGGGCUUUAUGAAUUAAAAUCAGCAUUGGUAGAACUCUUCUAUAAUCAAGUGUCCAGUCCCAGUAAUUUGAACUACCUUCAGUUUCUGUACCAUUUUUAAAGGCAGCCCCACAUAGAAUACAGUGUACCUUGGGUUAAGUACUUAAUUCGUUCCGGAGGUCUGUUCUUAACCUGAAGCACCACUUUAGCUAAUGGGGCCUCCCACUGCUGCCACGCCACCGGAGCACGAUUUCUGUUCUCAUUCUGAAGCAAACUUCUUAACCCGAGGUACCCUUUCUGGGUUAACGGAGUCUGUAACCUGAAGCGUCUGUAAUCUGAAGCGUAUGUAACCCGAGGUAGCACUGUACACUGCAAUAGUCUUACACACAGCGUGAUUGGAAUCAAAAUAGAUGUAAAAAUAUUCUGGGGUGGGGAAGCAGAAAAUUGAUUUUAAAAGAAUGGACAGUUAAUUUAUAGAUGCCUCAUGGACCCCAUUGCAAUGUGAAUAGAAAAGCAACCAGCCCUAAUGCCACAGAUUUCAUGAUUUUUCUGGGCAUUCAUCAAAUUUAACUCCCUACUGCAACUCUAAAAUAUUUUGAAACAACUAAGUAGCUGCUAAAGGAGAACAACUUAUCCAGAACUGAAGAGUGAGAUAUAAAUGCCUUAAAUAAAAAUAGAAAAAUAGUGAACGUUUAACUGUUUCAGAAGGUGGUAGCCUGAAGUCAGAAAUUUGUGCAAGCCACAAAUGAGUGAUCUAUCAGUCUGCUGGAUGGUGGUCUUCAGGAUAAAAAUCCUACUCUUUAACAUUGAAUAGCUGUUCAAAUGCAAGUCAAUCUAAAAAUGGAAGGGGAAAUCCUGAUUUGCUUCCAUAAGCAGAGUUAGAGAGGAAUAGAUCUAUAUUAGAUGUACAUUCCUUCCAAGUAGAGAUCCUCUAAACAUUGGUCAUUUAGGGGUCCUGUGUAACUGAGAAGGAAGUCCUGCAAAGUUAAGUAGUCUUUAUGCUCAAGUAAAUGUAUAUAAAAUCAAGUGUUCAAAAUUUGCCAGGCGCAUUUUGCACAUGGGUAUAGGCCAUUUGUGACCAAGUGAAGAUGCCCAGGAGCAAGGAUGGUCCACCACUUGGAGGUGCAUGCCUGGGGAUCCUUGGAUCUUGACUGUUUUCACACACUAGGAACACAUCCUGUAGAAUUCUGUUAUAUUUUUGCACAAUCAGAAUGAAUUUCAGGAACCAAAAAGUCAUAUUGAAAAAUUCAACUUUUGAGCUGUCUGGCCCCAAAAUGGCAACUAGGUAUUCUGUUUUGGCAAGUAACCCUGGUUUAGGGAGCAAUUUGGCACCUAGCUUAUAUAUCUGAGUGUCUAACACUGAUAAAAUUGUAGCCUUCAGCUGCAUCCACAUCAUACAUCGAAAACACAUGGCUUUCCACUAAAAGCCUGGAAACUCUAGUUUACCACUCACAGAGCUACAAUUUGUAGUACUCUUUACAAACAACAGAUCCCAGGAUUCUUUGGGGGAAGCCAUGUGCUUUAAGGUGUGGGUGUGACUUUACUAACAUUUCCCUUUCCCUACAGACCAAAAAUGUACCCUUAGUGUGCUCAGAAGCAGAACUACCUAUCUAGAUAACUCAUUUGAUUAGUAAACACAGGUGUAGACAGAGUGUACAUGGCUUUUAAAGAAAAUUGAGAGAUUAGCUUUUUGUGCUUUCCUGUUAAGGAAAACAUUGUAAAGAAAAGUUAUUUUAAAAAAUCCAAUUCUUGUUCCAUUUGCCAUGUUUGAUGCUUGUACUGAUGCACUUCACAUGCUGUGGAAAAAGGAUACAAAACAGUGGAAAAGUGACUGGUAAUGUUGUCUUUCCUAUUGUCCUUGCCAUUGGCAACAUACUUUCAGAAUAUUGUUUUGUUUUUGAAUUAGUUUCUGAAUAUCUUGGUACAUUUUUAAUUAUCAUAUCCUUUAGUUGUACAAAGGUAUUCCAGCUGUUCCAAAAGCAGCAGGGUGCUUGGCAGGCCUUGGGCUUUAAUAUUCUCCACUGCUUGGUAGCCUUUUUGUAAACUUCAGAUUAAUAGUAGUUUGCUUAAAAUAAAAAAGCCUUUGCUAUCCAUAUUGAGUUGUUGUUUUAAAAACUACAAAAUUUAUGACACAUUGAAUGAUAUUGAAUGUCUCCAUUUGUACGGCACAUAUUUUUUUAAACUAAAUGGCAUGUUGCUCCUACAGAUAAUAUAAUGUUAACUAGAAAACAGAGACUUAGAAGAAAUGUAUCUUGGCUUUUGGAAGGAGGAGGAAUAAUUGGGCUAUGCAGAUUUGGCACUCACUGAAACUUACAACAAUGUCCUCCUUAACUUUGGUGGUGGAGAAUUGAGGGCAUAGACCCCAGGGUCUAAUCUGGUAAAGGCAAAUGCCCGUUGAGGACAUUCUGUAAAAUUAGCGGUCACGGUGAGCUCAAUGAAACUAUUCAGUCUGUUUUCACUAGAGCACAUCAGAUCCUGCUAUGCACCUGUGCCGGAACACUUGCAAAACUUGGCAUGUGUAAAUAAUUCUCUUGUAGAUCUAAUGAGUCUCUAGUCUUAAAUUGAGUUUAAAAAGAAUACUGAGAUUGCAGGUUAGAUUCACACAUAAUACACACACACCAUUAUAAGUGUGAUAAGUCUUUUCACUCUCUGUAAAGGAAAUGUUCCUAUGUUGCUGGAUGGUGCUAGUGCUCACAUUCAGGAUCUAAUUGGCUAUAAUGUUUGAGGUGCCAAGAAACUUAUCUGCUAACCAGGUCUGUUCCUGGACUUGGAAAUGUUGAGUGAUGAUGCACAUUUUGUAUGUUUGGGCUAUGUUUCCAUGUUUUGCUCAACUUGCUUAUUGCACGACUUGUGACCUUCCAGACCAAAAGCUUAUUAAGAGCUUGAUGAACUCUUUAAAAAAGUUUUAUCAAGGUUUACAAAUUGUGAAACAUAAUCCCAUUUUGUUUUUGAAGAAGCAGCAUGCAACAAUAUAUUAAGCAGUUAAAGUGGAACAAAUACUAAACAAUAAAGUUGCAGAGCUUUCAUAGACUAAGAAUAUUUUAAUUGCCAGAAAAAGCAGUUAAUAGAUUCUGGCAACCAAGUACUGCUGCUCUAUAAAUAUGUGUGCAUCCAGAUUUAAUACCUUUCAGGGGAACAAAAAGGGAUAUCUAGCCAGCUUCUAGGGCAGGACAAAGAGGGGCUAUUAACUUCCACAUCUUGAACCUAUGUAAUACAGAUCAGACUCUUCAUCAGCUUGAGAGUAGGUUGCCUGUAGAAGAUAUAAUUCUAGAUUUGGACUGCACUAAAGUUCUUUUUUGACUUAAGAAAGUUCCUUUGGUAAGACUUUGGCUGAAAAAUUGCAAGUCACAAAUCCAUUGAGCUAUCUACUACCUGCCCUUGGAAUUGUGUGUGCAAGUGUGUGCAAAUACUUCAGGAAGAGUACAUCAAUAGGAUAUGUACUUUUUCUAGAAAAAUGCAAAUAAUGGCGUAUUUUUAAGUGAAGUUGCACUAUAUAAGUAUUUAAUAUCAGCAGUGUGCAACAAAUACAAUAAAAACCAUAUAAAACAAAAAUCACGGAUUAACUGUAGCAGAAAUAUUUUUUUCUUUGGCAGCAUAGAGAAUUUUUCAGCAAAUGCUUAAAAAUGAAUACAGAAGAGGCCUGCUAAAUCUCUAUUGGCAGAGUAUUCCACAAUAUUAGACCAAUAACACUGAAAGCUCUGUUUCAUGUUGUCAUCAGAUGAGUCUCAACAACUCAAGGGACAACCAGCAACACUCCUAUAGAUGCUCUCAGUAAUUGAACUAGGAUAUUAGGGUUCAGCUGGUCCCUAAUGUACUCUGUACUUAUGUUGCUUAUUAAUUAAUACAAGAAUCUUAAACCUAGCUUGGCAGCAGAUCAGCCAGUUCAGAUGUUUUAACAUUGGAGUUGCGUGUUGUUGGCUAACUGAUCCUAUCAAUAGCCUAGCAGCCACAUUCUGCACAGCCUGGAGGUUCCAGACCAGUCUCAAGCGCAAACACACAUAGAGUGCAUUACAUUAGUUCAGUUUUGAGAUUAUCAGCAGCAUGUGGUCUACAGUGGUCAUACUAUCCCUGUCCAGGAAUGGUCAUAACUAGUGAACAGACAAAGCUGGUAGAAGGCACUCCUAGCCACAGUAGUACACUUAAUACUGUAUCACAGACCAGCAGCAGCCUGGUAACUAGUUCUGUGUCAUACCUAGAUCUACUAGUAGGGAUGUAUGAAUAUGCCUUAAUCCAUUCCAGUACUCAUUCAUGCAUUCAUCAGCUGUUCUUUGUUGUGUGGGACGUGGGUGGUGCUGUGGUCUAAACCACUUAUCCUCUUCUGCAGGGGUCUUCAAACUUUUUAAACGGGGCUGGUUCACUGUCCCUCAGACACUGUUGGGGGCCAGACUAUACUGUAGUUGGAAAAAAAAUAUGAACAAAUUCCUAUAGCACACUGUACAUAUUUUGUUUGUAGUGCACAAAAACAGGAAAAACAUUACAAUAUUUAAAAUGAAGAACAAUUUUACUCAACAUAAACUUAUAAGUAUUUCAAUAGGAAGUAUGGGCCUGAUGUUGGCUAAUGAGAUGGUCAAUAUCCGGUUCCAUAUUUGUCACUGCUAGUCAUAGCAAGUGAUGCAAGUGUUCACCAGUUAGUCUGGAUCUUGUUGGAGAUUUCAGAUGUUUCAUUCGGGAAAAAGUCUGUUCACAGACAUAGGUGCUUCCAAAGAUGGUUGCAAUUUUGAGUGCAUGGUUCCUGAGGUUAAGAUAUGUCUCAGAGGGGAGAGAUGCAUAGAAAUUAGUGAGGCUGCUUGAUUUGAAUGUGUCUCAUUGCGGGUUGUGGGGAAUAAAUGCGGAGGGUGAAAACCACAGACCUUGAGCUCCUGGGAGAAAAAAUGUGGGAUGGAAAUUCAGUAACUGUUUUGUCCCGCUUCUGGGGUGGCGGGUUGGAUGAACCCAUGCCCAUUUUUUCCCCCAAAGCCUGCGUCCAUGUGGGCUCCUCUUGGAUGACAGGCAGACGUUUACUCGCGAGCAACCUGAUGCCAAAGGGGAUUCCUCGUGAGCAAGCACACCUUGGAUCGCAGCCCAGCCCCCAAGCACUUUUCCCAGGACAAAAACUCCCUAGGAUGAUGGCGGCCAUCUUUUUCCUUGGAUGCGAUCCCCAGCGGCCCCAAGGGGGGCUUCAUUGCAAGUAAGCCCCAGAGCCCUGCGUUCCUUGUGAGUGACCUCCUUCCCCUGCCCUCUGCUCGUAGCUCACCAUCCGUGUGGAGGCUGCCACAGGAGAUAGAGGGCGAGCCCGGCCAGAGGAGGCGGCGGCUGGGGCUGCCGAGCUGGGCUGCAAGGACAACAACGGCCGGGGCUGGAUCAGGCAGCGCGCCACGGCGGCGGACCACAGGGCACAAGCGAACAGCAUGGUGGCUGGGGAUCGAGGGAGGCGGACACACGUGGGGAGGGACAGGCCGGAUGGCAAGGCAGGGCAGGGCCAGGAGGGGAAAAUCCUGACCUGCCUCUUUCCCUCCCGCCUGCUCUGCUUAAAGGCAUCGCGGCACAAGCUCUCCAAAGCGUGUUGAGUCUCCUCCUCAAUGGCUUUGCAGCAGGUUCUGCAGCGGCUGGGUGUGCCAGAUUUAGGACCCUGGCAGGCUGCAUUCGGCCUGCGAACCUUAGUUGAGAACCCCUGCUCUUGGGCUUGCCUAUGGAAGGGUUGGCAAUUCAAAUCCAUGUGAUGUGGUGAACUUCCCUUUCUCUGUCCCAGCUUCUGCCAACCUAGCAGUUCAAAAGCGUAUCAAUGCAAGUAGAUAAAUACGUACCGAUGUGAUGGGACAGUAAACAGCAUUUCCGUGUGCUCUGGCUUCCGUCAUGGUGUUAUGUUGCGCCAGAAGCAGUUUAGUCAUGCUGGUCACAUGAUCCAGAAAGCUGUCUUUGGACAAAUGCCGGCUCUUUCAGCCUGAAAAGCGAGAUGAGCGCCACACCCCAUAGUUGCCUUUGACUGGACUUAGCUGUCCAGGGGUCCUUUAAUUUUUACCUUGCCUUUGUUAUGCUGCAAUUGGUUUAUUUUACACAAGUAUAUUUCAUUUUGUUGUCUGUUGAUGUAGAAGUAUACAUAAUCUUUUAUGUAUAUCACAGAGCUUGAUGGAUGUGCAUUUGUAGAUAUUUACAACUCUUCCCUUCCCUAUGUGUUUGACUUCAAAAUUAAUGACUUUUCAGAGGGGUAUCCCUAUUUAUUAGUUGUAGCAAGAACAAAUUCUUGUGGCAGCUUAAAGACAAGGUGAAUGAAGUAGAUGAUGGGCCAUCACAAAGCCACCUAUUGCUGCAAGCCUACCCGUGUCUACUUGGCAGUAAUUCCAAUUGAAUUCAAUGGGGAUUCCCCCUGGAAAGCGGGGUUGGGCUUGCAGCCUUGCUAACUUGAUUUUACAGUUCGGCAUAAAUUUAGUUCUGGCUCCCCCUCACCCAGACAUCAGGGAGUGAUAGUUUAGUACCCUGUUGAUAUUUUGCUCUUUCUUUUCUAGGUUAUAUGAAUUCCUGUGGGUAUAUUAAACAUUUAACAGGCGCUCCAGUACCAAUGUAAUGCCCCUUUUAUAAACCAUUUUUGUAAUGCAGCUCUUUAUUUCAUAAAUGCACAUUUUAUACAGAAAUUUGUUCUAUGUGUAUCUGCUGAAACCCUGCCUAAACUAAUGUAUGUUUCAGAAUGUUCUCAGUAAGCAUGAUUUUGUUUUACAGCUUGGUAUCCUCAGACUUCAACUGAGGAACAGGCACAAAGUCAACAGUUAACAAAAGAGGUCACUUUUUCAUGUGAAAAUAACAAUAAUGAUUUAUUCCUUCUAUCGGUCUUUGAAAUUCACAGUAGGAAGCAGAUUAAGGCUGCAAUCAUAGCUCCACUUAGCAGAGGAAGAGCUCCAUUGAAUUGAAUGGGAUUUACUUAUGAGUAGACAUGAUUUAAAGAAUGCAGCUUCCACACAGUCAAUGAAUAAUAUUUUAGAAAAAAAGUGAAGCAACGAGGCCACUGUCAGGAUAGCAGUAUUUCUAUGCCAAUGAAUAUGUAAACAAUGUGUAUUUACAUACAAUGUGCACAUAUUUUUUUAAAAAGUUGUUGUAGGAGAACUAAAGUGAUGAGAAAUCAUAGCAAAUGUCCUUCCAUCUUUUCUCUCUCUCCCCCAUCUUACUUUGUUUCUUGCUGUAACUUUGCAAGUCAAAAUGGUAUUUAAAAAACCCCCUGUGGUUAUAAAAAGAGGUGGGAAACCAUCUUAAUUGUUGUUCUUGCUCUAGUUUCCCCAUCUUUUCCCUCCUCCCAAAUCAGUAUCAGUAAGGGACGCGGGUGGUGCUGUGGUCUAAACCACUGAGCCUUUUGGGCUUGCCGAUCAGAAGGUCGGCGGUUUGAAUCCCCAUGAUGGGGUGAGCUCCUGUUGCUAAAUCCCAGCUCCUGUCAACCUAGCAGUUCGAAAGCACACCAAAAAGUGCAAGUAGAUAAAUAGGUACCGCUCCGGCGGGAAGGUAAACGGCGUUUCCGUGUGCUGCUCUGGUUUUGCCAGUAGUGGCUUAGUCAUGUUGGCCACAUGACCCGGAAAAACUGUCUGCAGACAAACACCAGCUCCCUUGGCCUGUAAAGUGAGAUGAGCGCCGCAACUCCAGAGUCGUCUGCGACUGAACUUAACUGUCAGGGGUCCUUUACCUUUACCUUUUUAAGGUUGUGUGUGCUACCUGUGUGUCUUACACAUUCAGUGUUCGGCAUAGGCAAUGACGUAUUGAAGCUGUUGACAUUUAUUUUAACGAACCUUAGUAGUACUAGUGAUUAGUAAACUUGAUUCUUGGCUACCGAUGAAAGUUUACAAUUUGUGGGAAAUGUGUUUGUUACAUAAGAUAUACUUUGGAACCAGGUAUAGAUCCAUUACUAUUGACUCUCAUCUGUAAUCCUGCAGAUUACCAUCUUCUAAAGUUAAGGGUGAUAUCUAAUGCUAAGUCAGUUAAAUUAUUUGAUUUCAGUGGGUCAGUGAGUAACAUUGGUUAUCCCCUAUGAUUAAUAUCCUUUACUUCCUCUAGGCUUUGCUAGAAAAUUCUGGUAUUUACAGAUAAGGAUAAUUGAAAAGGAGUAAAUUACGCAGAAAAAGCAAUUAUUUUGACUGCAGAAUUUGAGUUCCCUUAGACCAUGAGUAUUGUAGUAGCUGUAAUAACUUACUGGAACAGUCUGCUUGCUGAAUAAACUUCCUAUUGUGUCUCUACAGUGAAGCAUGCGAGACCUAA